CGAUCUCAUCCCUGUGAUAUUCACCUUCACCGCUCUAUAUCGCCGGGAAGAUUCGCAAUUGACCCCGCGGACCCUCCAGCUUGUCCAAGUUUUUACAUAGAUCUCUCAAGAUCUGAAAGACGGGAGGCCCACGGUUCUAAUUCCCAAUAUGGUCGAGUCUACCUCAGUCAAAGUCUUGCUACUAGAUAUUGAGGGCACAAUUUGCCCUAUUUCAUUUGUCAAAGAUGUCCUGUUCCCAUAUGCACUGAGGGUAUUGCCAGAGACAUUGAGAACCCAGUGGGACGACCCAAACUUUGCAAAAUAUAGGGAUGCAUUUCCUUCGGAAUAUUCUUCGUCCAAAGAGGCACUAGAAGCUCACUUCAGGGACCUUGUGGAGAAAGAUGUGAAGGUCUCCUACCUGAAAAGUCUCCAGGGUUACCUAUGGAAAGAAGGCUAUGCCUCGGGUAAUUUGAAAGCGCCCCUGUUCGCAGAUGUGCCUACGAAGCUAUCAGAAUGGCAACACAAAGGCCUUAAGAUCAUGAUUUAUUCAUCGGGGUCGGUGGCAGCACAGAAGCUACUAUUCCAGUACACAAACGCAUCACCGUCCGAUCUGACGUCUCGGAUCUCGGACUGGUUUGACACCGUGAACGCCGGGCUUAAGACGGACGCAAACAGUUACAAGACAAUUUCUAGUAAGUACCCGGCGUUUUCACCUAACGAAUGGCUCUUCUUGAGCGACAACGUCAGUGAGGUGGAUGCUGCUAUUCAGGCGGGUAUGCAAAGUGUGGUUGUUCAACGUCCUGGGAAUGCGCCCCUACCGGUAGAGAUACCGAAACGCCUACGAGUCAUAGAGACUUUUGAGUCCCUCGACGAUAAUCUCGAGGCUCAUAUCAAUUAAUUGGUUCAAUGCGCGGAAAGCAAACGGGUUUAGCAUAAGAACUGCUGAGGGGCUGAGGGGUAGAAGGGGAAUACUACCACUACCCUCGAGACGAAAGUGGACACGAGAUGGCUAACAGUAGCCGGGGAAAGAGAGCGGCCCAGCAAACGGAGCUGGCGGGGGCGAUAUCAAGUGU
Molecule: messenger RNA, 1052 nt
Organism: Hypoxylon fragiforme
Lineage: Eukaryota; Fungi; Ascomycota; Sordariomycetes; Xylariales; Hypoxylaceae
Product: enolase-phosphatase E1
Exons: 3
Coding region: 149-877 (242 amino acids)
Molecular function (GO): magnesium ion binding; acireductone synthase activity
Source: RefSeq, a predicted model, not a curated record